AUGAAGAUUAUUUCCCCUAUUCUAACUAAUCCAGUCUUCAGAUGCACCAUUAGACUCCUUCUUUGCUUACUGUGGAUUGGAUAUUCUCAAGGAACCACACAUGUAUUAAGAUUUGGAGGCAUUUUUGAGUGUGUGGAAUCUGGUCCAAUGGGAGCAGAAGAAUUAGCCUUCAGAUUCGCUGUGAACACAAUCAACAGAAACAGAACUCUUCUGCCAAACACCACAUUAACGUACGAUACCCAAAAGAUAAACCUUUAUGACAGUUUUGAAGCAUCCAAAAAAGCCUGCGAUCAGCUGUCCCUCGGGGUGGCUGCCAUCUUCGGACCAUCCCACAGCUCCUCAGCCAACGCUGUGCAGUCCAUCUGCAACGCUUUGGGUGUUCCACAUAUCCAGACCCGCUGGAAACAUCAGGUGUCAGACAACAAGGACUCCUUCUAUGUCAGCCUCUAUCCGGAUUUCUCUUCACUCAGCCGUGCCAUCCUUGACCUUGUGCAGUUCUUCAAGUGGAAAACAGUUACAGUUGUUUAUGAUGACAGCACUGGCCUUAUUCGAUUACAAGAGCUCAUCAAGGCUCCAUCACGAUACAACCUGAGACUAAAAAUCCGUCAGUUGCCGGCUGACACUAAAGAUGCAAAGCCAUUGCUAAAGGAGAUGAAAAGAGGCAAAGAAUUCCAUGUAAUCUUUGACUGCAGCCAUGAAAUGGCAGCAGGCAUCUUGAAACAGGCUUUGGCUAUGGGAAUGAUGACAGAAUACUAUCACUAUAUCUUUACCACUCUGGACCUGUUUGCCUUGGAUGUGGAACCCUAUCGCUACAGUGGUGUUAAUAUGACUGGAUUCCGGAUUCUAAACACGGAAAAUACCCAGGUGUCAUCCAUCAUUGAAAAGUGGUCUAUGGAGCGAUUGCAAGCACCUCCUAAGCCUGACUCAGGUUUGCUGGAUGGAUUUAUGACGACGGACGCGGCGCUGAUGUACGACGCGGUUCACGUGGUGUCGGUGGCUGUCCAGCAGUUCCCACAGAUGACUGUCAGUUCCCUACAGUGUAAUCGCCACAAGCCCUGGCGCUUUGGGACCCGCUUUAUGAGUCUCAUUAAGGAGGCCCACUGGGAAGGCCUCACGGGCAGGAUAACUUUCAACAAAACCAAUGGCUUAAGGACAGAUUUUGAUUUAGAUGUCAUCAGCCUCAAGGAAGAAGGUCUUGAAAAGGUUGGAACUUGGGAUCCAUUGAGUGGCCUUAACAUGACAGAGAAUCAGAAAGGAAAACCAGCAAACAUCUCAGAUUCCCUGUCCAAUCGCUCUUUAAUUGUUACCACCAUCUUGGAAGAGCCAUAUGUUAUGUUCAAGAAGUCUGACAAACCCUUGUAUGGAAAUGAUCGAUUUGAAGGUUAUUGCAUUGACCUCCUCAGGGAGCUGUCUACUAUCCUUGGAUUUUCCUAUGAGAUUAGACUGGUGGAGGAUGGAAAAUACGGAGCCCAGGAAGAUGCCAGUGGACAGUGGAACGGAAUGGUUCGUGAACUAAUUGAUCAUAAAGCUGACCUUGCAGUUGCACCAUUGGCAAUUACCUAUGUGCGAGAGAAGGUCAUCGACUUUUCCAAGCCCUUUAUGACUCUUGGAAUAAGUAUUUUGUACCGCAAGCCCAAUGGUACAAACCCGGGCGUCUUCUCCUUCCUGAAUCCUCUCUCCCCUGAUAUCUGGAUGUAUAUUCUGCUGGCUUACUUGGGUGUCAGUUGUGUGCUCUUUGUCAUAGCCAGGUUUAGUCCCUAUGAGUGGUAUAAUCCACACCCUUGCAACCCCGACUCAGACGUGGUGGAAAACAAUUUUACCUUGCUAAAUAGUUUCUGGUUUGGAGUUGGAGCUCUCAUGCAGCAAGGUUCUGAGCUCAUGCCCAAAGCCCUCUCCACCAGGAUAGUGGGAGGCAUUUGGUGGUUUUUCACACUUAUCAUCAUUUCCUCGUACACUGCUAACCUAGCCGCCUUUCUGACAGUGGAACGGAUGGAAUCCCCUAUCGAUUCCGCUGAUGAUUUGGCCAAGCAGACAAAGAUAGAGUAUGGAGCAGUUGAAGAUGGAGCAACCAUGACUUUCUUCAAGAAAUCCAAAAUCUCCACCUAUGACAAGAUGUGGGCCUUCAUGAGCAGCAGGAGGCAGUCAGUCCUGGUCAAAAGUAAUGAAGAAGGUAUCCAGCGUGUGCUUACCUCUGAUUAUGCCUUUUUAAUGGAGUCGACCACCAUUGAGUUUGUCACACAGAGGAACUGUAACCUAACACAGAUUGGAGGCCUGAUAGACUCGAAAGGUUACGGCGUUGGAACUCCCAUGGGCUCUCCAUACAGAGACAAGAUCACUAUAGCAAUUCUUCAGCUGCAAGAGGAGGGCAAGCUCCACAUGAUGAAAGAGAAAUGGUGGCGAGGCAAUGGCUGCCCAGAGGAGGAAAGUAAAGAGGCCAGUGCUUUAGGAGUCCAAAACAUUGGAGGAAUCUUCAUCGUGCUGGCAGCAGGAUUGGUGCUUUCUGUCUUUGUGGCAGUGGGGGAGUUUUUGUACAAAUCAAAAAAAAAUGCCCAGUUGGAAAAGAGGUCCUUCUGUAGUGCCAUGGUAGAGGAGCUAAGGAUGUCUCUGAAGUGUCAGCGUCGAUUAAAACAUAAGCCACAGGCCCCUGUUAUUGUGAAAACGGAAGAAGUUAUCAACAUGCACACGUUUAACGACAGGAGGUUGCCGGGUAAAGAAACCAUGGCAUAG
This is a messenger RNA of Colius striatus (speckled mousebird), 2727 nucleotides long. RefSeq names its product glutamate ionotropic receptor kainate type subunit 2 (gene GRIK2). Gene Ontology annotation, biological process: synaptic transmission, glutamatergic; modulation of chemical synaptic transmission; monoatomic ion transport. The record is from RefSeq and is a predicted model, not a curated record. Gene Ontology annotation, cellular component: plasma membrane; presynaptic membrane; postsynaptic membrane. Gene Ontology annotation, molecular function: kainate selective glutamate receptor activity; transmitter-gated monoatomic ion channel activity involved in regulation of postsynaptic membrane potential. The transcript is spliced from 16 exons. The coding region runs from base 1 to 2727 and encodes 908 amino acids. Lineage: Eukaryota; Metazoa; Chordata; Aves; Coliiformes; Coliidae.